Molecule: messenger RNA, 1132 nt
Organism: Stegastes partitus (bicolor damselfish)
Lineage: Eukaryota; Metazoa; Chordata; Actinopteri; Pomacentridae
Gene: smim7
Product: small integral membrane protein 7
Exons: 5
Coding region: 63-290 (75 amino acids)
Source: RefSeq, a predicted model, not a curated record
UCGCAUUCCUGAUUGCGUGGACGAAUACGGAAGUGAGCCGUCUGUGAUGUGAUGUGAGCAAGAUGAUCGCGGAUCUGUUGAUAUUCGGGACUUUACUGGUGAAUGCAGGGGCUGUGCUGAAUUUCAAGCUUAAAAGGAAGGAGUCGCAGGGAUUUGGAGAUGAGUCCAGAGCACCAACAACAGGUGACAACAUCAGAGAGUUUCUGCUCAGCUUACGGUACUUCCGGAUCUUCAUUGCUCUGUGGAACGUCUUCAUCAUGUUCUGCAUGAUCCUAUUAUUUGGAUCAUGAUCAGCGUUUGCAGCGACUGGACUUCCACCAGGAUGUUCACGUUUCAAGCCAGACGUUAUAAACUUCUCCUUGAUGGGACUUUUCUCUUCCUUUGGCCCUUUUGAUUUGAGUUGCGCCCCCUUUCAAUGACAACCCCUAAAAUCUCCGUAAAUAUACACCUGGCUGUGCAGGAACUUAUGCAUUGCCGUAUUUAUUUUCUGUCCCGGGAUUUGUUUGAUUUCUACCUUUUUGUUUGAGCUGUAACUGAACCGUUGUUGCUGGAUUUAUGCUGUCUUGUGCUCCAUCGUAGAACAUGAGCUGUUUUUUCUGGCAUGUCAGUGCUUUUUAAAGAAACACCAGGAACGUUUACCUUUUUGCAGACCAGUCACAACGAUCUCUCUCACUUUAUGAACUCUGCAUCUCAUUUGUUGGUGAUAAAUGGAACAAGCGUCUCCAACUUUACUCAUCAGCUGUCGUCUGCUGCUUCUUAGAUUAAUACCAAUGCCCUUCUCUUUUAUUCUGGAGCACAUGUGCUGAAAGUAAAUGUGUAUGCACUGUACUGUAAAUGUGUCCUUCUUGAUAAAGGUUUCCUAUUGAAUAUAUGUAGUUUGACUGUCUGGUGAGUAUGGGCCAUGAUGUGUCUGAUCCACAUUAAAUGCAUUUGUUCCUAUCAUUACCAUUGAUCAGAUUGAAGGAUACUUCCUCUUAAUUAUACUUCAUCAAUGUUACACACUAACUGUAUACAGUGUAUGCUUUACAUUUUAUUAUACUGUACAGUGUGAAAUACAGUGCAUUUAGUAUCAAACUUCAGUCAAACUGCCAGUAACAACAAAUUAAAGAAACAUGUUUUUCUAAAUAUUCAA